Messenger RNA from Lotus japonicus, 1080 nucleotides. RefSeq lists its product as uncharacterized. Lineage: Eukaryota; Viridiplantae; Streptophyta; Magnoliopsida; Fabales; Fabaceae. The transcript has a single exon. The record is from RefSeq and is a predicted model, not a curated record. Bases 1 to 1080 code for a protein of 359 amino acids.
AUGGCCUCUGUUUCUAUGAAACUACUCCAGUCAUUCUACAAUUUGGACCGCCUAGUUUUCUAUCACUUGAUCACUAAACUAGGACACAGUCCAGCACAAUCCCUUCUAGUCAUGGCCUUGUGGAUUUGGCUAGAAAAAGUAGGCUACCCAAGUGUCAUACUAGUAUUGAAUUGUUUCCCUGAUCAUAUCAUCAAUGCAAUUUUCAAUGAAGCGGAUACCUGCUUGAAAUGGUUGCAAGUGGAAAAUGAUCUCAUCCCAAAUGAUGGUGGCUUGCCUUUCACCAGAAUUGCAAUGCGAAUGGAAAUCUCCCUUGAUCUCUUUAUUCGGAGAAGGUUCACUGCUAUAGCUGGUAUAAAAUAUGUGCUCAAUACAAUAUGUGCCAGAAUUUUCAAUGAUAUCUUACAAAAAAGAUUUGGUAGGACCAACACCAAUAUCAGUGCUAGAUCUCGCACCAACACCAAUACCAGAACCAGCCCCAACAUUAGAUCUAGAACCAACACUGAUGCUGGUGUUAGCGCCAUCAUUGGAACAUCACUGCCUUUUCCUGUUACACCCGUAAUUACUCAUGAUUUCCCUCAUUCAGUAUUUGGUACCAGAUCUAGCGCCCAAGCUAGCACCAACGCCAGCACUAGCGCUAGCAAUAAUGCAAGCCCUAGCACAUCACUACAUUUCCCUGUUACACCCUUGGUGGUUCCUGGUUUCCCACAUCCAUUGUUUGGUAAUUUCACAAUACCCCAAAUUAAUUUCGAGGAAAUGAAUUUGUGUGAUUUGAGGAUAUGGGCGAAUAAGGGACCACAUGAUGAUGUUCCUGAUGAUGAUAAGACGAUAUUUUUAACAUUUUCUAAGGGCUUUCCUGUCACAAAAGAGGAGGUGAGGCAUUUAUUUACAAGUUUCUUUGGGAAUUGCAUCAAGGUUUUGAACAUGGAAGAGAAGAGGGAGCAAGUUCUGUUUGCAACUAUGGUGCUGAAUAAAGUGGAACAACUUGAUAUGAUUCUUAACGGGAAAUUCAUUGCAAAGCUUCGUGUCAAUGGUAAACACAUAUGGGCUCGUAAGUAUGAGCGCCGAGAUAAAAAUCGAUGA